UGGGUGUUGCAAACAGUAUUUCUACAAUCUUUUCUCAGAACAUUCUCAGGACAUUCGCAAUGGUUUUGGCGAAUAUUCUAGGCUUCCUCUUAAAAAAAGAACAUUCUCAGUACAUUCUAAGGAUGCAAUUUUGUUAUGUGGGCGCUGCCUGUAUGUGGGUGAAAAAGCCGUCCGCUGGUGGGAUGAAGGAAGAUAAAAGUACCCAGCAUAAACGCGUUUAGUCCAGGGAAUAUAGGUUUCGAUCUCGCAUUAACUGAUGGGGUUCCAAUUUCAUCAGGGAUAUUAUAUAGCAACCUAUAUUAAGCCCUGCAAUGCCAAUGAUCCAGAACUGAACAAAUGUUUUGCAGAACAUGCGAAAGAAGCGGUUCCUUUCUUAGUAAAAGGGGAUAAAAAAUACAAUGUCCACGCCCUAGAUCCUCUUUUUUUGGAAAGGGUAGAUCUGAGACCAAAUAAUCAAAUAAUACUAAAAUUACAGAAAGUUAAAAUCCUAGGACUCGGAGGUCUUAAAAUAAAGGAAGCCAAUGUCGAUUUAAAAAAGAGACACAUCAAAUUGACUAUGUCAGUUUCGAAGUUGGAUGUAUUUGCACAAUAUAAUAUGAGCGGCCAGAUACGCGUUAUCCCAAUUCAUGGUCAGGGACCAAUGGAAAUAAAAUUCACUGAUGCAAACCUAGUAUACGCAUUUGAUUACAACUUGGAGGUCAGGAAAGACUCUAAAACAUAUUUGGGCGACAUAAAGCCUUCCAUUGAUUUUCAAGUGAAAUCAGCACAUUUUUUAUUCGGUAAUUUGUUCGAUGGAAACAAACAAAUAAGUGACAGUACCCACGAAGUACUCAAUAAAAACUGGCAGGAUGUAAUGAAUAUUUUUGGUGACCCCAUAGCAGAAUGCAUCCAGGAAAUAGCGACUACUCUUAUCAAAGCUCUCCUAUAUCCGGUCUCGUUUGACAAAAUAUUUUCAACAAAUUAGAAUUCUCAAAAAUUUACUGUAUUACGUUAGAUUUUGAAAAUAAAAUCUAUUUUUUCAGAGAUAAGA
This is a messenger RNA of Ceutorhynchus assimilis (cabbage seed weevil), 1030 nucleotides long. Lineage: Eukaryota; Metazoa; Arthropoda; Insecta; Coleoptera; Curculionidae. The record is from the annotation of a GenBank genome assembly.